AUGGAAAGCCCAUUACAGCCGCAGCGUCGCUUCCUCCUACAGCAGCGCCUCCAGCCGCAGCACUGCGCACCGCGAGAGGAGGAGGAGGAGGAAGAAGAGGAGGAGGAGGAGGAGGAGCGCUCCGGCGGGCGGCGCGACCCCCGCACCUGCACCUGCCACGCGCGCAAAAGCCUCGUUUGUCACGGGACGUCGUCUCAAACGCAACUCGGCACUUCAGUAAGGACGCCGUCCGUCUCGUCUUCCCCGAGGCAAGGGUGCCGGUACAGCGCGUGUGAGCUCACGCCUUCUAGUCAUGGUAGUUCAUCCAGGCAACAUCACCACCGCCGCCACCACCACCAUCACCACCACCACCACCACCAUCAUCCGCAGCAGCCGGGAAGCCCGGUCGGCGAGCCCCGCCGCGAAAUAGCCGCCGUCGCGAUGAGCGGCUGCAGAUACAACGGCGGCGUGAUGCGGCCGCUGAGCCGCGCCGGCUCGUCGCGCCGCAACCUGCACGAGUUCGACUCGGAGUCGCAGCCGCUGCAGCCCGUGUGCGCCGUGGACGCGAGGACGGAGAACCGCGCCGGCGCUCCGGUGCCGUACUCCACGGCGGACGGCGCGGGCGGCGGAGGAGGCGGCGGCGGAGGAGGCGGUGGAGGAGGAGGAGGAGGAGGAGGAAGCGGCAAGCAGGGCAAGAAGAAGAACCAGAACAUCGGCCAGAAGCUCGGCCACCGGAGGGCCCUGUUUGAGAAGCGGAAGCGCCUCAGCGACUACGCGCUCAUCUUCGGCAUGUUCGGCAUCGUGGUCAUGGUCAUAGAGACGGAGCUUUCAUGGGGAGCGUACGGCAAGGAGUCAUUGUAUUCAUUAGCUCUAAAAUGCCUGAUAAGCCUUUCUACAAUCAUCCUCCUUGGCUUGAUUAUCAUAUAUCACGCCCGGGAGAUUCAGCUGUUUAUGGUAGACAACGCAGCGGACGACUGGAGGAUAGCCAUGACGUACGAGCGCAUCUUCUUCAUCUGCCUGGAAAUCCUGGUGUGCGCCAUCCACCCCAUCCCGGGCAAGUACACCUUCACGUGGACGGCACGCCUGGCCUUCUACUACACGCCGUCCAAGACGGACGCCGACGUGGACAUUAUCCUGUCCAUCCCCAUGUUCCUGCGCCUCUACCUGAUCGCCCGCGUCAUGCUGCUGCACAGCAAGCUCUUCACGGACGCGUCGUCACGCAGCAUCGGCGCCCUCAACAAGAUCAACUUCAACACACGCUUUGUCAUGAAGACCCUUAUGACCAUCUGCCCCGGCACCGUGCUGCUCGUCUUCACCAUUUCCCUGUGGAUCAUCGCUGCCUGGACUGUCAGGGCGUGCGAAAGGUACCACGAUAACCAGGAUGUAACCAGCAACUUCCUAGGAGCCAUGUGGUUGAUCUCAAUCACUUUUCUAACCAUCGGAUACGGGGACAUGGUCCCUAACACGUACUGUGGCAAAGGGGUCUGUCUCCUCACCGGGAUCAUGGGUGCCGGAUGCACUGCUUUGGUGGUGGCCGUGGUCGCAAAAAAACUGGAAUUAACCAAAGCCGAAAAACAUGUACAUAACUUUAUGAUGGACACGCAGCUGACAAAAAGAGUGAAGAACACUGCUGCAAACGUUCUCAGGGAGACCUGGCUCAUCUACAAGAACACCAAGCUGGUGAGGAAGAUGGACCACGCCAGAGUCAGGAAGCACCAGAGGAAAUUCCUCCAAGCCAUUCACCAAUUAAGAAGUGUUAAAAUGGAGCAACGGAAGCUGAAUGACCAAGCAAACUCUCUAGUGGACCUCGCAAAGACUCAGAACAUCAUGUACGACCUGAUCUCGGACCUGAACGAACGCGGCGAGGACACGGAGAAGCGCAUCGCCGUGCUCGAGACCAAGCUGGAGACGUUGCUGAGUAACCUGCAGGCUCUUCCGGGCCUCAUCAGCCAGCUGAUCAGCCAGCAGCAGCGUGACUUCCUGGAGGUGCAGCUGCAGCCAUACGAGCGCUCGCAGUCUGUGUCUCGACGGCGCUCUUCCUCCACGGCGCCCCCUACGUCAUCAGAGAGCAGCUAGAGACCCUCGGAGCCCCCUCGCAGAGACCCUCCGCCAUCCUAUGGCCGACGUGCAUCUUACUGUAAAGCCUUACGGUGUCUCAAUAACGCGUCCUCCGCCUCCUGAUGACGGUAGCUGAAAUGGCGUACAGCUUUUAAUUUGUACCUCAAGGUUCUCUUUUCUCUGCUGGCAGGUUCUCAGAGAAUUUUUUUCCUCAGUAUAGAAGGCGGGGCUGUCCAGAAAACCCGUCCUCACACACUCAUCAGGAGAGCAGUGUCACACAACCUCCAUGGCGCAAAAUAAUACUGUGCCAGAAUAGUGCUUCCCAACGGACGUCCUGCUCUUCCUGCGUGUACGAGACUGUAUGAGACUGAGUAAUUCCUCAAACCAGCAGGUGUUAAGACUUUUUGUUUCAUCCAGCAGUCGAUAGGGGACUGACCCCCGCUGACCCCUCACCCCCUCACCCCUGUCCAGAGCUAACAUAUAGAUUUACACACCGGAGGAGAAAUAUAUCUAUAUAUAUUUUAGGUUAGAAACAGCAUCAGAUAUUUACGGUCUUCUUCUUCUGAAGCCGCCCCUUCCGAGCUAUUCUCUUUCCGGGGGCCAAACGAGAUAACAAAACAAUUUAUUUUAUUUUAUUUUAUUUUUUAAUUUCCAAACGAAUGCAUCUAAAGCUAUACUUGCACUUCUUAUGCACUUCAAUGCUGACUGACUAUUAUAUGAAUUUACGUUGCUCUUUUAAAAACAAAAAUAAAAACACAUUUAGUCAUUAGAUCACGGCCAGAAUGUACGACUGCGUAGUCUUAAAGCAGGAUACGUUAGCAACUAAAAGCCCCUCCUUAUAUUUAAACGGGACCUCAACCUAAAACUGUGCUUAUUUCCUAGAUGUUAGACCGCUGCUAUUACUGCUGCAUCAUCCUCAAUCUUUCAAGCUCUUCUUAAAGGGAUCAUUUGGUGAGGAAUGGAAUUGCCUUCUCAACCGGUGUUUGAUAUCCACUUCGUUUAGCUUUGCACUGUAGCUAAAUCUGUAACUAUGAUACUUCACACACUGUAUGGUUAUGUUAAAGAGGCGGCCAUCUCGGUGAACCGUAAAUUUCCUUCUACAGCGCAGUUUGGCGAUCCCGUGGUACUGGUGGUUCGACUUUUCUUCAUUUCCCCACUCAGAGCUUCAGUUCCUACCUGCAGUUUUAUAAACUUCUAACCAUGGUCUCAUCUAAUUCUGUCAGAUUAUACUUCUCAAAGUUUGAAGAUGGGUUUUCCCAUGAACUAAUAAGACAAUGGCUCUCAAUUUGGCAUAAUGUUCCAGGGCACGGGUUCCAGAUCUACAGCAACCUCAUACAAUCAGUGUAUUAGUAUAGAGAUGUUAAUUAAAGCAUCUUUGAAUAGACUCUUAUUACGUCCAUACGAGCAAGAGACAAAGCCACAAACACAAAUUAGGUUCAAACGAUCAUCCGAAAUGAUUCCUCUGGACAAUCCCAUGGCGCCUGAUGUCCGACUUUUCUUCAGUUUUCUACACAGGAACUUCAGUUCCCUCGUUACGCUUCAAUAUGCGGAAAAUACUAGAGAAACUAGUGGUUUCAUCUUAUCUUGUCCUCUCCUGGACCUCUCAUUUAAAGUAUACAGAGGUGUUACAAAGCUAGGAAGGCUGUAGUGGAGAUGCUUCACACUUAAUACAGUUAGCUUGCUUUUGCUAAUCUGGCACUGGAGCUAGUACCAAGCCUAGCAUGUAACAUGGAAAUCAAACAAGUUAGCUUUAGAAGCUGUGGACAUGAUGCGGUUUCCGAUCAGGAAUGUUUAAAAAAGAAAUAAAUAAAAGUCACAGGUUUGUGCACGCCCACAAGAGACACGGUGUUAGCGUGACUUGUUAGCUACGUUGAGCCUCAUAGCUGCAGUGCAAAACUAAAAAAGCAAGUCUUGAACGAUCGAUUGUUGAACAAAUUUUGGUGUAACUGGAAAAACAGUUUCUUGCCAAACUAUUCCUAGCAAAAUGCAUCCCUCUCUCUCUCUCUCUCUCUCUCUCUCUAUCCAGCAGCCGAGAACAAGUUGUCAGCUUAGUGUUCUGUUCGUCUCCAAAAUCUCAAUGAAACCCACAUUCACCACCGGAUGCUAUUUCUGGAUGUAUCACAUCUGUCUAAGAGCAGCAAAUAACUUUAUUCGGAAAUGCCUAUUUUUAUACUCGUGAGGACAAGCACACCACCGAAAAUCCGUCUCUGUCAAAGAAACACGAAACUGUGGCCGAGAGCGAGGCUGGCGAUCGGAACCGAAGCUGUGAAAACCUGCGAGAGCUCGACUGACCCUCCGACGGCUUCCUGUAGGGAUCCCGGGGAAGACCAUCCCGAGCUUGUGUCCCAGUGUAGCAGCAUAACACCAUGACACUACUGUGACUUUAACCGGGACGAGUCGCGUGAGCGUCACGCAGAGAUUCACGCGGCACAUGACUGCCGCAAGCCGCUGCGGCUCACGGGAUGGAGGAACAGUUUUCCACCCGGGUUCGGUCUAGCCUCAGACGACAAAAUGGAGCGGAUCUCGCGUUUGUCUUUGUGUGGUCAGCGCAGGAUAGCAGUGAUGUCAGAUGUACCACGUCUUUAACGUAUUUUUGUGUUCUUUUACAUGAGUGCAAAAGUUUGCGUCCCCUGUGUUUCAUACAUAUCCAAGAAAGACAAACAUACAACUUUUUUACUGUCUUCAGCCACAGAACCUUAUUUACAUUCCAGGCGUUUGGUAGACGUUCUUAUCCAGAGCGACAUUUUCUCUCAGUUUGAGAUUUAUAGUUAGAUUUAAUGUUGUGACGCGUCCAUGAGAGAGUGAUUCUGUCAACACUUACCUUAUAGAAAAGAUAAAUAUUAGCUUCCUAACCAGAUUUCUGUCUCUCUCUCUCUCUCUCUCUCCUAUUUUCUCUAAACCUCUCUCUGUCUCUCAGUCUCUUUUUCUCGCUGUCUCUCUCUAUCUCUCCCUCUCUCACUGUUUCUUUUUCUCACUGUCUCUGUCUGUCUGUCUCUUUCUCUCGCUCCCUGUCUAUUUUUUUCUGUCUCUCUCUUUCUCUGUUUUUCUCUCUCUUCCUUUUUCUCUUUCUAUCUCUCUCCCUGUACCUUUUUCUCUCUGUCUCUCUCUCUCACUCCAUCUCUCUCUUCCUUUUUCUCUUUCUCUCUGUCUCGCUGUCUCACUCUCUCUCUCUCCUUUUCUCUCUUUCUCUCUCUCACUGUCUUUCUAUUUCUAACUCUGUCUUUCUCUUUCUUUCUCUCUUAUCCCCCCCAUCUUAUUCUCUCUCUCUCUCUCUCCCUCUCUGUCUCUCUCUCUCUCUCUCUCACACCCCAAAAGUCUUUACAUGAAUCUUAAACAAACAUCUUCUAACACCGAGCUUCACCCCAGCGACAGUUUCUUUAUUAAACAUCACAUUAUAUUUAAUCUAUUUAUUAUUCCUCUUAUAUUAAGUGGAACGUUCACGACAACAACGCCUUGGAGGAGCGUAUUAACAUAAACGCAUCUCAGUGUUACAGACAGAACGACUCCCUGAGCCGUUAAAUAUAACUGAAUUCACGCCAAACGUCUAACCAAUCAGAUCAGAGAAGUGAGCUGUAGCGUAAAGACUCGUAAUGUCCGUGUCUCAUGAUGUUCAUGUGCGUCUUCAUUAAGCUUAAUAUUCGAGAAUGUUUACAUCGUCUUCAGAAAAACGGGAGGGAUGCAAACUUUUGAACUCGUACCAUUUUACAUCUUUAACUGUUUAUAUUUUAAACCACACCAUUUCUUCUUUGUCGCAAUGAAGGAGUUUAUUCCAGUUUAUCCGCCGUAUCGAUCUGUCUCACAAUAAAGACUUUAUAUUUGCUUUACAUUUGUACAAAAACCCCGGACGGCUGAAAUGAUGCUAAAUUUCAGCUCAGAUGGCUUAAAGGUGCGGUUUGUCAUUUUCACACAAUAAUUCUAGACCUGCUUUAGUCAUGAUACUUUCAAGAGAAACAGUACAAUCAUGAUGUAAUGAAUUUGGAUGGUUCAUUUCUUCCAGGAUUUUAUUUGCCAUAUUUCUGAACCUAGCUCCUCUGUAGCUCAAACGUCUCAGCUUCGUUUCUACUGGUACUAGCAUGUUGUAUUUGUGUGAUACGGACGGUACAGAGAGGGGGAUAAUGGGUAAAUCAUAGCACACAGGGGCACAGUGACAAGCCAGACAUGCACAACAAAAUCUUUACAGCGUAAUCUACGGUGCUGUGCUUCAAACAGACUUCAGGUAAACACAGAUCGUUCGAGGUGAGCUCGCGUACCUGGAAACAUCACCACAAGAUAUCGUCAUUUCAUUGGAGGAGAACUGUUUUGAUCCGUUUAGUUUUUUAGUGCUUUUUUUAUGCUAGUCGAAUCGGUGAAGGCGGAAGCACAGAUCAUUGAAGACACAUGCUAUGACUUUCUGUGAGAGCUGAAUUCAUGCGCUCAUGGAAGAGGGAUUUGGAUGAAUGUGUAUCGUAGUGAUGUCACAAAUCUGAGGGGAAAAACGUGCAGCCAUUUUGGAAAACCUGCAAGCUUGUGUGAAUAUCAUUGAGUUUGCUUGGUCGUGAAAUCCCGGAAAGACUAUUUGCGGCAUCUGCAAGUGCGGCGAAAAUGAUAAAACGAUUGUUUAUCUCAGAUCUGGAUAGCGCUUUUAGCAAUGGACAAAUGUCGCAAAGCAGGUCUAUAAAUUCAGAAUGUAAACUCGAAAACAUUGCAAUUGAUCACAUUUAGUAUUUUCUGCCUUCGAUCAGUGAAAUAUAGACUCAUUGAGAGAAAUAUCAUUUAUCUCUUUAACAUAUUUUUAGCUUCACGUCCUCAAAGCCGUUAGCUUUCUGUUUACUGUCAGUUUUGCUUGGAUUCAUGCAACACUGCCCCCUAGUGCACACACUUAGAAUGACAUCCUAGAACGCACGCUAUUAGACACGUGUAAAUACGUUAUUAAACACGUGUAAAUACGUCAUUACACACGUGUCAACACGCUGUUAACGGUACGUUAAUGUGCUUCGAUGGGGGGGAAUGAAAAUUUCCGAGAUGAAAUGAAGAUUUUGUACUUGUGCUGUAAUGUCACCUCACAUCCACCAGAGGGCGCUGAUUACACAUUACAAACCGCACCGUUAAGAUCACGACUGAGCUUUCCAGAUUUCAAAUCCUUCUUAAUCACUUAUCUAAUUAGGUUGAAGUAAUGUAGGUCAGACUUUCAUCGUCUCCUAUCCCAAAUCCAUCCAUUUUGAGUCUAAGGCUAGAUCUAAUCUGCAAGCAAGCAGCUGGGAUCUGAGAGCUCUGUGUAUUUCACUUCUUUCCAAGAGACUCCUGUUGUCUGAUUCCUGGUGGUCUGUUGCAAGUUGCUCGCAUGUUACGGACUGUGAUCUUUUUUUUGGAUGCCCACUCAUCUGAUGGCCUGAAGCUGGAUGGAUCAGAGCGAGAACACGUCCGACCUACGAGAUCGGUGCUGGAUCCAGCAAUUUCACCAACAUUUGAGUGAUAAUAAUGUAUGCAAAAUGAUUAUGAAUAAUAAAAAGAAACUAUUUA
Messenger RNA from Hemibagrus wyckioides, 7536 nucleotides. RefSeq names its product potassium calcium-activated channel subfamily N member 2 (gene kcnn2). The coding region runs from base 1 to 2055 and encodes 684 amino acids. Gene Ontology annotation, molecular function: calmodulin binding; small conductance calcium-activated potassium channel activity. The record is from RefSeq and is a predicted model, not a curated record. NCBI's taxonomy places the organism in Eukaryota, Metazoa, Chordata, Actinopteri, Siluriformes, Bagridae. Gene Ontology annotation, cellular component: neuron projection; plasma membrane; neuronal cell body. Gene Ontology annotation, biological process: potassium ion transmembrane transport. The transcript is spliced from 8 exons.